This is a messenger RNA of Stylonychia lemnae, 15951 nucleotides long. Lineage: Eukaryota; Ciliophora; Spirotrichea; Sporadotrichida; Oxytrichidae. The record is from the annotation of a GenBank genome assembly.
AUGAUACAUCAGCUUCUAAGAAAUUAAACAGCACUGCAAUUUGAAAUACAGAUCAUUGAUUUUAUAAAAGUCGUUCAUUUAGAGUCAACUGUUAAGUUUGCCAAAUCAUUGGUUUUGAAUAGCUAUGGUCCAGAUAUAUUAGUCAGGAAUCAAAUAAACCAUAUCAAAUUGAAAUUUUCUAACUUGAUUAUUAAUUCUGAGAUGUUUUUAGUUCAGUGUAAUAAUAGAACGCUUGAUCCAUUCAAUAUCGCUUUCUUAAAUGAUUCUGCAGUUGUAAUUAAGCUUGAUGAGCAACAUAUUCUCAAUCAUAAAAUAGUUGUCUGUAUUUUCGCUAAUUCAAUAAACGGAAACUAUUAAGAGAUUAAAUUAUCUGUGACUGAAAAUUUGUUAAUUCAGAAUAUUACUGCCUUUGCUUUGAGUAAUUAAACAACUCAAAUUAACUUCAUGUUUGAUAGAUAAAUAGUGAGGCAAUUUCACUCCUCCAUUUACUGCCAUUUUUCAUAUUCCAAUAUAACUCAUCUUGUAAGGUCUGAUAUUGAUUUUGAUACAGUAGCAUGCUAUGUAAAAUACAAAGGCUAUUCUUAUGUCAAUAUCUAAGUUAUUUAAAUAUUUGGCAUAAACUAGCAUUUCUUGGCUCAUGUGACAGGAAAUUAUUUAAAGGCCGAGUAGAUAUUAUAAGGAUAUAAAUUUGAUGUUUAUUAAUUGACUUUGAUCGGUAUUCUUAAAUUUACACUCUCAAGUAAACAAUCAUACAUUUCAAUUCUUAACUCGAUUAAAAGUUAAUUAGAUUAAGUUAAUCCGGAAAGUUAAACUGAUGAAUAAUUUCCCAUAAUAAACUAUUUGAUUUAAGGAAACUAAACUAUCUAAAGGGAAGAGUUCAACUUAAAUGAUAAUACAAACUUAAAUAACACUAGUUUCGAAAAAAAUUUAACAAUUGAUACUAUUUCAUAAUAGUUAUUAGAGAAUUUGUAAGAUAAGCACAGAAACAUAAACUUUGAUAUGCUUGGCUAAUAAUAUACCAUUGAUCGCAAAAAUAUUUCUCCUCAUAAUGUAGCUUUAAAUGAAAAAGAGUCUAUUGCAAUGAAUUAAUUAAAUGAAAGAAGAAUAAACUCUAUCUUUGAUACAUCCUAAUUUGGAAAAUUCCUCAAUUAAGUGCCUCAUUUUGGUAGAAUAACUAGCAUAAUGAAUGAAUAUCCAGAUAUAAAACAUUUUUAGGCAAGAUUGAAUGGAGUGUAUGGGGAAUUCUUUAAAUUUAUUCCUAUUCAAACAACUUUACCAGAUUAGUUUACAUCUUCUAUUAUUCAAAGUAUAUCAGAGCUCUCUCAAUCAAGAAUGAUUCAUGAAAUAAACUCGAUCUCAACUCAUCUUAUUUUUACCAGAAGAGAAAAUUUUAUACUAGUAUAAGCUGAUUCUUUUCCAAGUGAAGAUAUUUCAGUAAGACUUGUACUAGUUAGAAUAGCAGCGACAUAAAUAAAAAAUAAUGUUAAAUAUCAAGAUUAUUUUCAGAUUGAACCCUUUACUAUUCAUAAUUCUACUCACGCUACCUUUAAAAUUGACCCAGGAAUUGCAAGUGGUCUGUACAAAGUUUCAUUAAUGAUUAAUUUCAAAGACUCUAAAAGUUUUCUUUAUUUGAUAGCAAUUAGAUAAGCUUUGACUGACUAUAAAUUAGAAUAAAUAUAACCACAAAAUAGAUUAGUCGCGAUAGCAUUCAAUGGUACUUUAAAUCUUACUUUUUCAAACACAGAUUUUCCUCUAUUUGAUAAAAUUAAAAAGCGCAUACCACAAUUAGAUGACUUAAAGUUAAUUUGUAUGAUAUAAGAGGGUAAUAAUAGGAUAAUUUCAAAAGGUAUUGCUUAAUAGCUUACCUAGGAGCAAUAUUCUUGUAAAUUGGAUCUCUUAAAAAACUCAAGCAUCGUUGAGAAUUCUCUAGUUUAUGCUUUUUAACAUAUCAAGGUAAGGUUCCAGAUUUCUUAUAGCAAAAUCAUAUAACAAACUAUAAUUGAUGAUGUCAAUCUAUAAUUAGUCUUAAAACCUUAAUUAAUUUCUGUAACUAGAGGCAAAUUUAUUUUGCAGAGCUAUCAUAAUGCUAACAUUUCUUUUACAAUGAGUAAUUUUGUCUAAGAUAAAACAUAUUGCUUCCUUAAAGAUAGCAGUUGGGGAAAGGUGAUAAAAUUACCAAAUUAAGAACUUUAUUGGUGUAGCAUUCAACUUAAAACAUAAAUGAUUAAUUCCCAAAUUUCAAUUGGAAAUAAUAUCGAUGAUAUCUCCCAAUUAGAUGCUAACUUUGACAAUAAUGAUAAUAUUUGGAAAAGUAACUAAUAAGUUUACUUCAUUUAAUCAUAAUUCUUUAAUCCAGCCCCAAAAAUAGAGCCUCAGCAUUUUAGGUUAUUUACUAACUAGAAAGAAUCUAUUCAAAUAGUAGCCCAAUAAUCCAAGAUAGCUUUUGAAAAUUAUCAAUCCAUAAAGUUAAAUUGCAAAUUUUAUAAGCAAGAUGAUGAUACCUAGAUACUGUUUGAAACUCCUUGCAAUUUUAUUAGUAAUAGACUAGAUGCAAUAAAUAUCUAUAUUAAGCCAUUUUCAUUAAACAAAGGGACUUUUAAAAUUUAGUUUUCAAUUGAUGAGCUUUAUGAUUCCCAAAUAUUCGAAAUAAUCACAUUUGAAGUUAUUCCUAAUCCAUGGUUAACAGACCUCUAUCCUAGAUACUUCUUAAAAUCUAGCACACUUGAUAAAAAUAUAAUGAUGAUAGGAAGAGGAUAUGAUGAACUUAAAUCUAAUGAGCCUCUAUUGUACUGUAUUCUGUAGUUUUAAUCAUAAGGCAGACAAAUACUUUAAACAAAAGGAUUAAAAGCAAAAGUAAUUACAGAUAGUGUUAUAAGAUGCAGCAUCGACAUUAAAUAACAAUUGUUCAUAUCUAGCAAUAUUAAUGGGCUUAAUAAUGUCUACUUUAGGAUGGGACUACAUCUAUCUAACAAAGAGAUUUAAUUUACAACUAUAAAAGGCCACAUAUUCUAGAUAUAAUCUAGUUUGCAACUUAACCAAUUAUAUUCCGAGCCCACUUUCUUCACCUAAAAUACUUAAUAAUCAAACACAAAUUUAAAAAUCUAUACAUCCAGGUCCUAAAUAUUAAGAGAAGAUUCUAAUGAUCUAUAUAAUGUUGAGUUUAUUUGUAGCUUCUAUGAAAACAAUAAUCAUUAAAACCUUGUGACUGAGUCUAGUCUGGAAACAAUUCAUUAUAAUUAUCUAGCUGAUGCAUCUUAGAUUGAAUGCUAAAUUCCCAAAGUGGGUGAAUUAAAGAAUGCUAAUGAAGGAGAUUUCCUUGAUUUGAUUAUUCAUAUUGUCAGAACCCCCAAACUUUACACUUCCUAUAUUGACAUUUAGAAGGAAAAAAUAACAAAUAAUGCAUUGAAGGUCAAACUAGUGCCAAAGCCAGUGAUUACUAGAAUUUUUCCUGCAUAUGUCUAUAAUCUUGCUCUAAUACAACAGAUAACUAUUUAUGGAUAACACUUUAUAAAUUCAUUUGCGCUCUAGUGCCAAUUUGAAUCUCAAUUUCAUAAUCAAACCGUCAAAGCUAUGUACGAUAAUAAUGGUAAAAUAUAUUGCUCAAUCGUAAGUUUAAAAGAAAUGAAUCAGCAAAUUACUUUGACUAUUUCUAACGAUUAUGGAGAAACAGAGAGUAAUCCUAUUCAAUUGAAUAUUGUGAGAAACUUACCUUACAUCAAGACAUUGAUAAGCCCAAUCUAAAUAUAUUCAAAUACAAAGACUGAUAUAAUAGUGCAAGGUACUUUCCUUGAGAACCUAAAUAAGCUAGCAAUCAAAGUGAAAUAAGCAAGGGCUCUAGAAUUAGUUUUUUAUUGCAAUAAAACUUUAUCUGAUAUUUCAUUAGCCACUUGCUACGAUUUAAUAUUGCCGAAAUAAGGAAAAUAUUAGGUCUAUAUUAUACCUAAUGAGGACAUUUCACAGCUCUUGAAAACUGGAUUAAUUUUAGAUGUUGCUUAAUUCAUUUAAGCUAACUAUGUUUAGCCUUAGACCACUCAAAUUCAGCUGUAAUAACCAUUGAUAUUGGAAACACCAGUAGUUGUUCAAUCGCUUGAUAAAAAUUUAGUUUCUUUUGGACAAGUCUUAAUAAUAAGAGGAAUGUAUUUCAAAAGUAACCUAGAGUAUUAUGUAACUCUUUAAUUUAAUACCUAGGACUAACUUUUCUAUUCAAAAGCUAUUUUCAUUUCAACUACUGAGCUUACAUGGACAUUUGAUUUACCACUUUAAACUAACAUGAAUGGGAAAUGUGGUCUUAUAAAAAUAAAAGAUUCUCUUGGAAGAACUUUCUAAGCUGUAGCUAGAUCUCAUAUAAAAAUGAGUACUCUUUGCUUUUUAACAGAUUUUAAAAUAGAUAACUUAUCACUUAAAGAAUUUCCAUUUUCUUUCUCAACUGCAAACUAUGUUACUGACUUGGUGAUUUCUGAAUAAUCUUUCCAAGAAAUAUUCUUAAAUGAUGAAAUUUUCCAGUAAUUAACCACUAUAAAAUUAGUAUACGAGAAUAUUGGUGAGCAGCAGUGCUAUUUUAAAAAAGAGUAAAUGUUCCUCAGAUGUGAAAUUUAAUACAACCUAGACUACUCAAAAUCAUAAGCCAGAUUGUGGAUAAAAAUCAAUGAUAUAUUCUAGUUCGCAGUUCCACAAAAUUUUAGAUACUACCAUUAUUUGAAGAUAUUAUCUAUAAAUCCUGCGUCCUAACUUAUGUAACUUGUAGAUGAAGAAUUACUUAUAACUGGAGACCAUUUCAUUAACAAUAACAAACUUUACUGUAUUUACUAAGGAAACUUUAUUAAAAAAUUGGUGAUUCCAGCAAUAUAUAAAUCUGAUCAAUCUCUUAAAUGUCCCUUACCUUCAUAAAUAUAUGAUAAUAGGUAAAUAAAAGUUGACAUUACUCUUGAUCCAGACUAUUUUUAGCAAUUAAAUGUUUCGAUUUCUGGUAUUACACUUAAUCUAGUAAGAAACAAUUUACCUGCAAUUGACUUUAAUGCUCUGCAUCCUUAACCUAACUACAAUUACCAACAACUUAAAUAAGCUCAAGAAACCAAAGAAAUAGCAUUUCAAACUGUUUUCAAUAACUCUAUGAAAUCUUAUCUUUAAGCCAUUACUAUUACUAGUGUUGAUAAGACUCAAUUACUUACAGGGCCAUGGAUGAAUUAAAUUAUUGUAUCGAUCUCUAAUUUAAAUUCCGAUCAGUUAUUUCUUUAGAGGAUUAGAUGUGUUCUCACAACAUAGUUUAAUAGUCAUGAUUACUUGAAUAUUAUAUCGGAUGACCACCUAAUUAACAAAGACCUUAAUCAAAUUGAAUGUUUUUUCAAAAAAGAAAUUAUCAAGGAAGCUACAUACUGUUUAGAAUUCAAAAUUAUUGAGCCAAAUUUUUAAACUUCUACUUGCUAAAAAUCAAUUAAGAUUUCCCAUAUACCAACAAUAUCAGUUAUUUAGUCUUAACAACUAAACACAAACAACUAUCUCAUUGAUACUUAGUUAAUGGGAUAUUAUCUGAAUAACUGGUCCACAUCAUGGCUUUGCUUCAUAUACUAUUUCUCAGAUGACUUAAAUUUUCCUUUCAAGAUUAAAUAUGAUUCUCUUCCGGCUUCAGUUCUCUCUAUAAAUAAAAAACUAAAAUGCGCCUUCUCUGAUAUUCUGCAUUUCUACACAAUCAUAAACUAGAUUUAAAUAGAGGGGAUAACAAAUGUGCAAGAUUAUUUUUAUGACAAAUCCUCUAAAAUCCUUGAUAAGAAUAUUCAUCCUGUAUUCAUUCAAUCUCACCUAGUUGCAAUAGUUGAUACAGAAAAAUUUGAUCAUACACUUACAUUUUAAUAUGACUAUUUCUAAUCUUAGCAAUUUCAAGAAAUAUAUCAUCCUAAUGCUAUGAUUGGAAUUUCUGGAUUUUUUCUAAAUAAUACUUAGUUUGACAUAAGAGCAAAGCUAAGAUUUGUUCUUGAUAACUCAAUCAUUACUUAUAGUGGCGCUUGUAUAAAAAUUAGUUCUUCCUAUAUUUAAUGUUAGCUUCCAUCUUCCUUUGCAUAAUAUGGAGAUUAUUUGGUAUCAUUAAAUGAAGUUCCGACUGGAUUUUAAUUAAGCGAUGAAAAUAUACUUCAAAUAGUAAUUCUGCCCAAGCCAGUCAUAUAAUCGAUUAGUUAAACAUCCUAUGUGGCUGCAAUAUCCUUUAAUAAAGAAUCACCAACAUUUAUCAAUUAGUAUAAAGUUACCUUUACACCUUCAAGCAAUUAAAUGUAUUUGAACUUGUACAAGUAAAAGUUCUAAAGUAGUACUAUUUGUAAAUUAGGAGGAUAUUAACUGGAUGUAAAAAUUAAUAGUACCUGGAUAUCUGAUAGCGUCCUUCAAUGCACAUUCUACAACUACUACGACAUUUAGCCAAGGUGUCUUGAGGUGAGUAUUAAUAAUGGUAGGAAUUUUACUUCUAAUUGUCUUGCUACUGUGAGUUCAACAAGACUACCCUUAGCAUAUUCAUAUUCACCUACUUAAACUCUUUUAAAAAAUCCUACGACUAUAACAAUAACUGGAAAAAAUUUCUUAAACUCCCAAUUAUAUUAAUGCUACUUUGCUCCAUAUCAAACUGGGUCUUAAGCAACAAUUAAAUAAGAAGAUCUAAGCUAUAAUGUCAACGCUAUUUAUGUAUCAUCUAUUUCCUUAACAUGCUAAUUGCCAGUUUCAAUCCAGAAUUACACUAACUAAAUCUCAAUAUUCUUGUUCUAGUAAGGACUAAAAAUAGUUAAAUUUCAAAUGCCAUUUACAUAUUUAGACUACAUUGAUAUAUUGAAAAUAUUCCCACUUAGAGGAACAAAAAUGGGAGGUACUCCUAUUAUUUUAAAAGUGGAUCACCUUCCCAAUUCUUCUAUAUCUAGUACAUAUACACCAUCUUGCUUAUUUUCAUUUGACUUUUUCCAAACUGGAACUUAAUUCACUGUUGGAGCAUUAAUCCUUAACUAAACACAUAUCAAAUGCUUUUCCCCAAAUGUGAACUCAUACUUCAAUGACUUGACAGAAUUUUAUAAAGACAUUUUUAUCGCAGUAAAUGAUUUAGAUGGAAUCUAUAGGAGAUAGCAGCAAGCUGUUUUCACUUACAUUAAAGACUACCAAUUAACUGGAAUAUCUCCUACUGAAAGUUACCUUGAUUAAUAAGUGACAUUAAAGAUAUACGGAACUAAUUUAUUGAAUGUUCACUCUCUGAUCCUAAAGAUGGUAGUUGCAUAAACAGGAGAAGUGCAUUAUUUUAGACAGCAUAUUCUUUUUAUUGAUGACAAAACGCUUAUUAUAUCUAUGCCGACAGUCAGAGAUUGGCGUUUUAAAUAAGAUAGGAAGAUUAAGCUCUACUUAAGUUUGAAUGAUGGAGUUGACUGGACUUCCUAAGAUAUUGUCCAUACUUUUUAUGAUGAGCCUUAAAUGACCAGGCUUAAUAAAAAUACAGCAAACUUAAAGGGAAAUGUCAGUAUCUCAAUUUAUGGGAUUAACUUUCGCAAUGACAUAACGCAAUGCCUAUUUGGACCUCUUACAGCACCAGCAACAAUCGUUAGUCCAAAUGAAGUAAAAUGCUUGGCACCACCCUCUGAAAAAAAUUAAGUAGUGAGAAUGAAUCUAUUGAUCUCAAAUAAUUAUGUCAUUCGUUUUGCUUAUAUCUAUUUUUACUUUGAAGAUGCGACCUAAAUUAAUGAAGUUGUACCUUAAGAAGGAUUUAUUGCUGGAGGAAAUUCAGUUAAAAUCAUAGGCAACUUCAGUCUAUUUUGGGAUAAGCAUUUUGACUUGUACUUUGGAAUACAAUUGAUUAGUAACUUUAUUUUGAAAAGUGAAACUGUUAUAUAAAUAAUAGUCCCACCAGUUGCAACUCCAUAAGAUGUUACCAUAACUUUCGUCUAUGAAAAACUUAUUUACAACAAUGAAACAAUUUACUAUACUUACAAAAUAUAUUCCGAAUUAGCAUCUAUUGUCCCAGAUUACGGGCCAACAAGUGGAGGUACUUUGAUUGAAGUGAGAGGUGAAAGAUUUGAUGACUAAGCUUACUGCUUUUUAGAUGGAACUAUCAUCAAGCCAAUUAUAAUCAAUAAGACACUCAUGCUUUGCGAAUCACCCAGACAUGAUGAAGAAUAAGACCUCUUAUUUGAGCUGGAAUUCAACGGUGGAGUAUAUCAAACUUCAACUGGACUAACAUACUCCUACUACAAUGAUGUUCAAAUAAACUAUCUUGACCCUCCUUAUAUUAGCAUGAAUGCUGGAAUCAAUAAUGUUGAUGUUAAAGUCUUUGGAUUUGGAUUUAUAAACACACCCAACCUUAGAAUAAGAGUUGAUGAAAAGAUAAUAACUCCAACAUAUAUAUCUAAUCGAAUAAUUCAAUUCAAAGCUCCAAAUGUUUUAUAAGAAGGCCCAUACUUUGUCUUUGUUAGCAAUAAUGGUAUAGACUUCUAAAGAGGAAGUUCUAACGUAGUCUUGACUUAUUACAGAUUCUUUGGAAUUUUUUCUCUGAGUAUUACAAAAGUUCAAAUAGGAAAUGAAUUGAAAAUCACUGUCUAUGGCUAUAAUUUUCCAACUCAAGGCACAUUUUAUUGUAUUUAUGGAAAAACCUCAAAAUAUCCGUACUCUUAAACCAAUAUUUUGGCUGAAUUGAAUACUACAAACCAGUUCAAAUGUAAUAUUCCAACUUACUUGGGCAUAUUAAAUGCAUAUACUUAAAUUGAUUUCAGGGUAUCUUACAAUCUCCAAGAGUACUAUGGCGAUUUAAGUCUGUUUUAUUAUCCUCCUAUUGAACUUGAUUAUUUUUAGAAUACUGAAAUCACACAGAGUCAGUCCCUAAUUGUAUUGACUGUUUUCGGUAAAAAUUACAUAAAUACUGCCAAUGAAUUGACAUGCCUUCUAUAGAACUCUAAAACUUAAGCAAAAGCAUUCAACAUACUAUUCAUUGAAGAUAAUUAAAUUUUAUGCAGCUUUGACAUGCUUGACUCAGGGUUUUAUGAUCUUUAUAUUUCCAAUAACGGGCUACAAUAUAUCAAAGCUUCAGAAUAGCUUUAGAUUCUUGAUUCAAUACAGGUUUAUAAUGUAGAGCCUAAGAUAAUACUUUCAAAUAUGAAGCAGUAAUUUAUAUAUGUAGAAGCUAAUAAUCUUUUGACAGAUAGUUAAUGCCUUUUUGAAAUAAUAAACUCAGACUAUAAACUCAUUGUGCCGACUAGAGAUAUAAUUCCUGGAUAAUUGCUGAAUUCAAAUCUUUUGAUUUGCUAAACACCAGAUUACAAAGAUAUGGGAUCAGUUGAUGUUAAUAUAAGAAUUACAUAUGGAUUAUAACCGUUGAAGACCUAAAGUGCAAGCUAUAUUCAGAUUAAAUUCUUAGAUAGAUGUCCUCCAGGUUAUGCUUGCAGGGAUAAUAGAUUAUUCGAAUGUCCUAAAGGACAUUUUUGCUUAGGAGGUGGAUAAUCAUAGCUUCCUAGGCCUUGCCCUAUAGGAUAUUUUUAAGAUAAACCUCAAUCUUCUUACUGUAAAGGAUGUCUUAAAGGGUUUUUGUGCCCAUUUAAUGGUAUGGAGAAUCCGAUAGUAUGCCCUGAAGGAUUUAUCUGCUCAAGGGAAAAGCUAAAUUCACCUGACUAGUAAUGCUCAAAAGGAUCUUAUUGCUUUAAUGGAACUUAGUCAGAGGACAUAUUGGACACAAAUUAUUUUCUUGGCUUGCCAUUCAAAUGCACUCCUGGUUCAUAUUGUAGAAUUGGCAUGAAAACAGGAGUGGUCACUUACAAUUCUAAUUCAAGUAAUCCUUCUCCUUGCAAAUAAGGAAUGAUUUGUCAUGAAGGAUCAGAAGAUGUUGGAGGUGUUGGUGCUUGCCCUGCUGGAUACUUUUGUCCAUUCAAUAAUGAUAUUGGUAUACCAUGUCCUCCUAGACAUUAUUGUCCAGACAGAGGAAAUUCAAUGCCUUUAUAAUGUCCAAAAGGUACAUUCAACAUGCAUUAUGGACAAAAGAACUGCACUUAGUGUACCUUAGGCAGAUAUUGUCCAAUUUAGGGUCUAUUUUUGCCACUUAUUUGUCCACCAGGAUAUGCUUGCAAUAAAGAAGCACUAAUUAUACCUGAUAAUCUGUGUAAGGCUGGCCACAUUUGCUUAGGAGGAGUUAUGUCAGCGUCAUCAGUAAAAGGAAGAAGUUGCUAUAUGACCUAUACAAUUGGUGGAGUAAAUCCUUGUCAAUAUGGAGUUUUAGUUGAGGCAGGAUCCCUAAAAUAUAGAAGUGCUGAAAAGUUCUAUAACUACUUUUACAAUAUAUCUGUGUGUUGUAUGAAUGGAACUGAAGUUUCAAACUAUGUAGCUGGUAUAGGGAAAAAUAUAGGAAUGGUCAAGGUGUUUUAAGGCUAUUCCUAUAUUGUCAAUUCAACUGGAACUGGCAGUGGUAAAACGUUUGUUCAUUAAUGGGAUGGAAUGAGAAUUGUAGAUAAAGCUGCAUUUAACCAGGGCUUGAAUGAUUCAGAUAAUUUGCCUGUACCUGUAAGCAAGCAUAGAAAUCUGAUAAAGAAUUACUUUCAGCUAUAGUAUACAAAUUAUAUGCAAAAGAUUUGCCCUGGAGGAUUCUUAUGUCUGGAAGGAGUUUAUACUUUUAAAGCAGAUAACUACUUGAUAUCUACACCUUUCCCAUGUCCACUUGGAUCUUAUUGCUUGAAAGGAUCAGAUUCAGUUAUUGGCACAGGCUUAUGUCCAAUCGGAUUCUUCUGUCCAACUCAAACUGAAUUUCCUUAAGAAGCUGAAGAAGGAUUUUAUACUGGAACUCCUGGUGCUGUAGAAGCUUAGCAAUGCUAGCCUGGUACAUUUGCCCUUGGAACAAAGUCAGCAACAUGCUCUUAAUGCCCUAAUGGGUAUGAAUGUAAAGAUAAAGGAACAUCAACUCCAAGCAUUUGUCAUGCUGGAUAUUACAGAUCAAUUACGGAAAGUAAUGUGUGCACUGCUUGUCCUAAAGGAACGUUUAGCUUUGAAAGAGGAAUAAGAGACUAGCUAGAGUGCUUGGAAUGCCCGCCUGGCAGAAUAUGCGAAAAUGAAGCUUAUAGGAACAUUACAUCUUCAAUUCCAUGUACAGAUGGAUAGGUAUGCUCUUCUGGAUCAGGAGCUAGAGAAACUAAGUAAUGCCCUGAGGGGUUCUAUUGUCCGAAGGAAACAACUCCAUUUACUAAACACAAUAAUAAAUGUGAGGCUGGAUUCUUCUGCCGUAUUGGGACUGGAGAGUCAACUAAGACUCGUGAUACUUGCCCACAGACCUAUUUCUGCCCUAGUGGAACAGGGGAACUCUCAGCUGUUGAAGAUCCUGCAGACUACACUGCCUAUGCAUCAGAUCCACCAACAAGGUGCCCAUAAGGCAGUGGUAAUGAUGGUCAAGAUACAAAAUCUCACAUACAUAAUUGCACUAUUGAUGCAUAAUUCAAACUUCUUGUGGGAGAAAUAGAUAUAAGAGAUCUUCAAGCAGGAACAACAAGUGGUACAACUUCUAGACUUCUAUUCAGUAGCCCUUCCUAAAUAUAUGGAAGAAGACUUGAAACAAAUAUUUACACAAGAGAAAAUCCAAUAUUACAGGAUCUUUACGAAAUUGAUUACAUUCUAGGAGAUUUCUUCGACUAGCCUGAUUACGAAACUAAGGCAAGUCCUUGGGAAGAAUUUAUUAACUUUAAAAGAAAGUACGUAACCAGAUGGAGUCCUCUAAAUAUGACUUUAAUCAGUGACUAUGAAGAGAUGGAGGAGCUUUCAGAUGAAGCAUUGCUAACAAAUGUACCUAAUGUUAUUUUUGAAUUGAAUCCAAGUUCAUUUGCCCUGAUUACAUUAGAUUUGAGGCAUUUAAGAGAUGAAGAUAUUGAUUGGACAUAUGGUGAGGACUAUCAAAUAUCAAUAACUGUAAAUUCUGAGCUUAAAAUUGAGGAUGAAUCAUUCCCUAUUCAAAUGCCAGAAUAAUUCCUUUCCGAAAAAACGGAUAAGUCAUAAGUUCUUGAACUUUCUCUAUUUGCCCUAGAAAAAAUUCGCUUUAGAGUUGAUAUUCUACUUUAUAAUUCCUUGUUCCUCAAUUACAAGUAUUUGUUUGUAAACACGACAUCAGUAGAAAUAAGAAAACCAAAUAGAGCUAGUUUUGGAACAGAAUAAACAUUUAUAGCAAGUUUAGUUAAUGAGUAUUAAAUUUCAUUGCCACUCAAUAUACCAAAGUAAAUGCCUGAUAAAGUAUCUCUACCAUCUAAUUUGGUGUCAUUUGCAUACAGUUAAGAUAACUGGGACCCUAUUUAGCAUAAAUAAUAGAAGAACAGAAAUAUUUGGAUACCAUCAUCUCUAUAUUGGGGUGAUAGAAGCAGAAUUAAUUUACCCUUUUUACCAUUCUUUUCUAAUUGUAAAGGAUUUGGAAAGCACAUUCCAUUUUGGGCUUUGAUGGAGUAGAACUAUUAAUGCACAUUGAUUCCAUAAAAUGAAACACUAUGGAUGACUGAGUAUUCCUUUGGUCUAAAGCCAACAGCAGAUGUUUGUGAAACUGUAGAAAUAGAUUGUAUUUAUGACGAAAUUUUCGACACAAAUUAGCCUUUAUAAAGAUGGUUUGAAAUAGAAGCAUAAACUCCACUCUUUGAUAUAACUGUCAAUCCAGCAUUAUUUGAGGACUUAGUGGACGCUGACUUUGAUUCUACUUAAGUGUUUAAUGUAUUUCCUAUGUUCGAAGGAGACUUUUCUGGGUUAGUUCCUAAACAAAUCUAGCUAACAUUGUCAUAUUAUCAGGUCGAUGAAUCAUUGAAAAGAAUUAUUAUCGCAGAGCUUUUAUAUGACUAGUUUGAGGAGCUAACAGAGGCAGAAAACUCUGGAGCAGAGAUAGUUAGCUACAAACUAACAUUCUCAUUCUAGCCAUUAUCUCAUUAAGAUCUGACUAUCAACUUUGCCUUUGGAUGGGAUUUUUAUGUGGUGCUCUAUCUUAUUGUAGGAAUGAUUGCAGUGUUUGAUGUAUUUGUAUUUAUGGUCUACCAUAGAUUGAUAUGCAGACCAUCACCAGGUAAAACUCUAGCAAAGUUUAAGUUUAUAAGUUACCUAAAGCUAACUAUUCCACCAGCCUUGUGGGGCAUCGUAUUGGCUAUGAUUCCUAUUACUGCAGGAAAUUUCUUUAUUUCUGCAUUAUAUCCUUGUGAUGACGCAACUGGAGCAGGAUAAUGUAUCAAGACAUUGUUCGAUAACAUAAAAGAUGAUCCAAAUAAUGUUGAAGUUGAUUACUAAUCAUUAAGAGUAGGAAGAUGCGGUACAUCAUUCCUCGUAAUGGGCGCCUAUAUCAUAUAUGUGGGAUUGACAAUUCUGAUUCCAGAUAAGACAAAUCAUAAUAGAGUUCCAGAAGCUUUUGAUGGAAAUGUUUGGGAAUUCUAUGCAUGGAAACGAAGUAAUAUGGUAUUCGUCUCAGUCUUCCUUUUGUUUUUUGAGCUGGCAAUUAUUUAGUUUUCCUUCUCCCCCACUUAUGGAGAUAACAUUUGGUAUAUGAUUGGGCUUAUGAAAAUAGUAUAGAUUUUAGCUGAAAAUUUGAUAGAAAGAUGUCUUGAAGAAGCCCUGCUAGUAUCGCCCUUAUCUGUGAGCAUAGGUGUUAUGUAGGGUCUUAUUACCUUUGGAGCUUCAAAUUUCUUGGACUUUUUGAAUGGAUUUUUUAUUGAAAUCGGUAUCUAAAUGUUUGAAAGACCCUAUCUUGAGCCUAUCGUUGGAGUGAUUCAGGAUUACUUAGAAGAAAAAAUUCCUCUAGUUUACACAUCUUUAGUUAAAUGGAUAAGAAAUGAAGAUGAGUUAGCUGAUAAAAAGCAAGUGUAAACAAUUCAAAAAGAAGAUGGGGAGGGUUAAGAUCUAAACAAAACGAAUGAUAAUGAUAGAACUGCUAUGAGCUAGCAGAAUGAAGGAGGAGAGGAAGAAGAUGGAUAAAAGAAGGAAAAACUCAUGUUUGAAGGAGAUUCAUAAGAAUCGUCUAGGUCAGAAAUUUACUAUUCUGAGGACAGUAGUUUUCAUUCAAGAAAUGAAGAAGAUGUCUUCGAUGAUAAUCCAAACGCCUAUCUUUUGAAUUAAAAUGAUAUGAAUCAGUCUGAAAUAGCAUCAGUGGAUCUCUCAAAAGAGAUCAAAGAAUUAAGAUUGAAAAUUAAGAAAUCAAAGGAGCAAAUUAAGGACGAAAAGAAAAAUGAAGAAGAUGAGAAAUAGGAGGACGAAGAAGAAUUUGAAGAUUUUGAUGAAUAUUAAGAUAGAAAAGACGAUUCUGCGAAUGAGAGUGAUAUCAAGUUAGAUUAGGAUGUUGAACAGUAACUUGUAGAACCAUUACUCGAUUGCUUUGUGGGUUAUGCUAAUGAUACACUUUCUCUUCUCUACUAACCAUUCUUUACUGCAUUACUUUGGAUUUUCUAUGAUGAAACAAUUGUAGCAAACCUUUAUGGAAUUAAAAUUCAGGAUUUCGUGUAUUAUUUCCUUUUCAAUAUCGUCAUUAUUCCUUUCCAAAUUACUAUUGAUAUUUUCUUCCAUAAUAUACUGGAAUGGUAUAAUGAUCUCCCUGUGCAUGAUUACUUAGAUUAUUUGGCAUUCAGAUUUAAAACAAGAAAAACUAGAUGGAAGGGUAAUGAAACCACUACAAACGUUUAUAUUGAGGAAACUCUGAGAUCCUUGGAUUAGCUUUGCUUUUCAUCCUAAUAUUUCUUCGUCGUUACUCUUUAUGUAUCUGGAAUUACUUAAUUACUUCUUGGCAUUCAAAUCUUACUUUGGGAGAAACAAUAUAACAUUUUCGGAGAUUUCGGAACUCUUCCAUUAGUAGGUUUCAUGAUGAGUUUAUGCAUUGUAACUCAUAGGUUGUGUUUAUUCUUCGGAAAAAUUCUGAAGAUUUGGAAAAUUGAUGAAACUAUGGAAAAACUAGAAAAAAAAGAUGAGGAUAUGUCAAUAGCUCUACUUUUCAAUCGUAUUUUGGAGCCAGAAAAGUUCAAAAAUAUGAAUGGAAAUAAGGAUACUCCAGACGAUGUGAAAUUUGAUCCGAAGAAAUGGCGAUUAAUUGACAGAAUCAAGUUAGAUGAAGAGACUAAUAAAAUAGACUUAAUGACUGAUAGAAUGAUAGCAUAGACUUUCAGAGACAUGUUUAUGAAGUAUAAUAAGCCAUGGAUAUAAGAGCAAAUGUAUGAAGUAUUUACCCCUAGAACUCUAUUUAUGUACAGGAAAGAUAUUAUCGAUCAAUUUAAGAAGGUGCUUGGCAACAUUUAACCCAAUGUUUCGUUAGAUUCAGAAAAUUCAAAUGAGUCCAAGCAAGAUAACACAGAUAGUUUGCUUCUUAACUCAGCUGAUUUGCAAAAGGAAAUUUUCAAAAAGAAGAAGAAAUUCGUUCCCACAUAAGAGGAACUGGACUGGGUCAAAGCGAACGAUGUUCCUACUACAAGGGCUAUAAUCAGGUUUUGGAUAUUAAGAGCAAGAAUGAAGUAGAAAGUUAGAAUAUAGGUUAACAAAAUGAUAGAUUCCUAAAUCAAGAAAAACUGUUUGUAUUGCAAGGCUACAUUUGGACUCAAGGCUGAACUGAUAUAAAAUAUAGAAGAUCUGUUUUAUGAAUUCUUGAAAGACAAGAAUUAGGAUCUAGUGAAUUAUGAUAUUUUAAAAUGGUAGAGAUACUUCUUGAGAAAAGCAUCUAUUAGAACAAUAUGUAUUGACUGUACUACUGCUAUUGAAAAAUUCCAUCUAAGAGUUAGAAAGCAAAUUAAAGUAAAGGAAGAAACUGGCAAAAUACCGAAUAUUGAUGAUGAUGAAAUUGACGAAGUUGAUGAUUCAAUUGAUGAUAGUAUUGGACUGCAAAAAAGAAAGAACAAAAUAAAAGCGAUUUCUCAAGGUGCAAAGCUUGUCAUCAAGAAUUUCAUAGGCAAUGCACGUAAAAGAUUAAGAAAUCCAAAGAGAUAGCGAUUAUGGAUACCUGAAGAUGCAGAAAAUUUAGACAAAUAAGAGUGA